AGGAGCAGACUGCAGCCCAUCCUCAAGUUUCACUAGAUGCUCGGACAUCACACACACACACACACACACACCCACACACACACACACAUAUACAUAUACACACACACACACACACACACACACACACACAAACACACACACACAAUGAGCUCUGCCGCUCAGCUGCAAACAUUUCAUUUCAUGCCUUGGAUUUAAGCAACCACGGAUUGUUGCUCCAUAUGAGGAAGAAAAUCUUGAAAGCACCUUGUCUCCUCUUGAGUCUGUUCACAAGUUUGAAUCUCUGCUCCGGAAAGUUUGGGACGCCGAUUACUGACGAUGUGAGCAAGCUGUCGUUAUUGAAGCAGAAUAUCCCCUCCGAUUAUGAGAUUCCUGUUAGUUACAUUCCCAAAGAAGUGGCUGGCACGUGCUGGGUGGUGUUGAACAUCUAUCCCUUGGAGCAGAGUCUGAGGAAGCUAGCCAACAUGUUUGGCAACAUUUCCUCCAACAAAGAAACCAUAGUCGUCUUCAUUGCGAUGAUCAAGAGUUUACGCUUCACCUUUGACCACGAGGAGCUCGAAACUGCGAUGCAACUCUUCCAGUGUCACUAUCAGGAAGAGAGCUUGAGGUCGGGCCUUUACUUUGACUACAUCAAAGACGUUUUGAAUGCAGCCUCUAAAGGAACAUCCGGCUUCUCCUGCAAGCCGCCACCCUGCCUUAAUUCACAACAAAAACCAGGUGGUCAGCGGGAGGGUCGUAAGCACAGCUGGUCCAACAGAUAUCCAUUGCUUCUGGCUCUCAUCCCCUUCACAGCUUGUGUUGUCAUCAUAGUUUGGCUGGUCAAGUCUGGGAAGCUUUUAACAGUUUGCAACAGUGAAAAUAGCCAAAUGGCCCCUUCUGACACGCUCUCAACUGUGUCUAUCUCCAUCCCACUUCAAACACUCACCCACGCUGCUGACACUCAGCCAGUGGGGGAGGCGAUCCCUGAACAUGAGAGCUGAUGAAGCAUGAUUAAUAGAAAAGGGAAAUCUGCAACACAGAAUAACAACUCACUCUCCAGGUUCUUCUGUCAGUGCCAGGAGGCUUCUGGAUAAACAAGUGUUUUUUUCUGACACUCAUCUGAGUGCAUGGACCUGAGCUGCGAGAGACGACUCACCUGCUGUGUGUCAAAAAAUAUUCCCCAAGCACUUCUGGCCCCUAACUAUCCAAAGAGGUUUUUGGGACCAUUGGAAGAACGCCCUACACAGUGGCUGGCUAUGUGCCAAAAGGGCUGGUGAAGUACAUUAGUUGUCUUGUCUUGGCCAGUGUUUAACAGCCUCCCUUUUUUUAUUACUGCCUCAUGUCAAUUCAGGGUGUUGCCAUGCUCCACGGAGGCUUGAAUCAAACAUGAUAUCACUUUGUUUGGCAGAAGUCUUUCAGAUGGGACUCCUGUCAUCAAUUUGUUUGAUGUUAGUCUCCGAGACUCACUGCUGUAGAGUCAACAGUCAACACACUGAAUCCCACCUGCUCCACGUCUACUGAACCCCAUUGGGUAUGUGUUUUGGUAAAGCAUCAGAGGUAAAAAGGGGAAUCAAAGAAGCUGCAUUUGAUCUCACGCAGCUUGUCUUGUUGACAUUCUUGUGAUCUGUCAAAUUACAAACUUGCUUUAGUCACAAACAAAAGGCUGAGCACUUCGACAAGCGUUCUGCUUUGUGUAUCAAAGAUCUGACCAGAUGGCAGAUAGCCAUCGCCAGAGGCUCUUUGAAUCCCUUCAUUGUAUUUCAAAGCUGUUGCCCAGUGAUCUAUAGCUGCUGCCCGGGCACAGUCAGUGUGUUUUUAAUGCCUUAUUCACUGAGUCAAUCAUGUUCAGUCAUGAGAACAUGACUUACCCGAGUGUGAGCGCUGUUGUGCUGCAUGUGUCAGAGAGAGGGAGGGAGGGAUAGGACAGACAGGACGAGGGAAAGUGAGGGAGAUAGGGAUGGAUGGAUGGAUGGUCGGAUGAGCUCAGUGAGAAGCAUAAGGAGGGCUUGUUCUCAUCACAAAAGAACUGGCCGUAGGCUGGAGGAAAUGUCAGUUACAAACCCCACUGAUGUCGGCAGACCCGUAUGAGUCGUCAGGCUAAGAAUCUUUCAGACCACAUUCGCUUUGUAUAGCCUCAUCUACAGAGGAUGGUCAGUAUUUGAAUAACAGUUUUCUGUACUCGUAUGAUUUACUGUCAGUGAAGUAUGGGAAGAUAUACCUUUAUUAAAAUGUAGUACACAAGGUCUACCACAAUUGUUUUCCUGGUGACCAGUUUGCAUACUUUUCAUUUUUUUUAUUCUGUGGAAAUGUGUAUUUUGUGUAUUAUGAGAUGUUUAACUUAUUUUGUUACAAGUAAAAAACACUUAAUGACCUUUUUAUUGUAAUUUUGCAAAUGGAAAAAUAGACCAUUUCAAGCCAUGAAUGUAUAAAGAGGAUGGAAAAAAUACUGAUAACAUUCUGGGAAAAUAAGUAACUGAACGACCUUUGCAAAGCGUGCUACAGUAGCGGCUGGAACAGACUAUAAUGAUCAUUUGGUCCGUUUUACAAAAUGUUUACAAUAUUUUUUCUGCCUCGUGCAAAUGUCAGUAUUACUGUUUAUGUAUUAUAAAAGAUAGAUAUUGGUACAUCAUAUUAUUGUUGUCGGCAAAAUAAUGAUGCUUUUUUUUAAUUGCCAUAGUUAUUGUUUGCACAAGGACAAUAGCAUCAAUAAAAUGUGUUGGUGAUUCAA
Messenger RNA from Eleginops maclovinus (Patagonian blennie), 2704 nucleotides. RefSeq lists its product as uncharacterized. NCBI's taxonomy places the organism in Eukaryota, Metazoa, Chordata, Actinopteri, Perciformes, Eleginopidae. The record is from RefSeq and is a predicted model, not a curated record. Gene Ontology annotation, molecular function: cytokine activity; stem cell factor receptor binding. The transcript has 7 exons. Gene Ontology annotation, cellular component: plasma membrane. The coding region runs from base 219 to 977 and encodes 252 amino acids. Gene Ontology annotation, biological process: positive regulation of cell population proliferation; cell adhesion.